This is a messenger RNA of Pyrus x bretschneideri (Chinese white pear), 1363 nucleotides long. RefSeq names its product truncated transcription factor CAULIFLOWER A. Gene Ontology annotation, biological process: positive regulation of transcription by RNA polymerase II. Gene Ontology annotation, molecular function: RNA polymerase II cis-regulatory region sequence-specific DNA binding; DNA-binding transcription factor activity, RNA polymerase II-specific; protein dimerization activity. Gene Ontology annotation, cellular component: nucleus. NCBI's taxonomy places the organism in Eukaryota, Viridiplantae, Streptophyta, Magnoliopsida, Rosales, Rosaceae. The record is from RefSeq and is a predicted model, not a curated record.
UUGUUGUUAGCAGUAAAAGUUGCAGCUGAAUUUUUCAGCAGCCGAGCUUUGUCCUUUAUACUCAGCGCCUUUCUUCCACAAAACAAUUAAAACCAAGGCACUCCCAAUACAAAAAUAGAAAGAUACUACAAAAAAAAAAAAAACCAUCUGUCUUCCUCAUCCUGCUUUUUGCUUUUCCUCAUCAUCCAGCUCGCUUUCCUUUCUUGUAUCAACCAAAUUAGGGUUUUCUCUCAAAUUUGGUAUAUUUUCCAUCUCUUGGGUUUCUAAGCACUAAAAAAGAAAGUGCUAUUUCUUCCGCUUCUCCCCUUUCUAGUUUUGGCAAUAUAUAAGAAAAGAAGAAGAAAUGGGAAGAGGUAAGGUGCAGAUGAAGCGGAUCGAGAACAAGAUAAGCAGGCAAGUAACGUUUUCAAAGAGAAGGAGUGGAUUGCUCAAAAAAGCUCAUGAGAUCUCUGUUCUGUGUGAUGCUGAGGUGGCAGUUAUUGUCUUCUCCACCGUAGGGAAGCUCUUUGAGUAUUCUACUGAUUUCAGCAUGAUGAGGAUUCUGGAUCGAUACGACCAAUAUUCCUAUGCAGAACGGCAACGCACCGGAGCUGAUUCUGAAUCACAGGAAAACUGGCUGGUGGAAUACCCCAAGCUUGCGGCAAGGAUUGAAGUCUUACAAAGGAAACUAAGGAAUUUGGUGGGAGAAGAUUUAGACCCCUUGAGCUUGAAAGAGCUUCAAGAUUUGGAGCAACAGCUUGAUACAGCCCUUAAGCGCAUACGAACAAGAAAGAACCAACUCGUGCAUGAAUCCAUUUCAGAGAUGGACAAGAAGCAAAGGGCUCUACGGGAACUAAACAAGUCGCUAGCAAAGAAGGUGAAGGAGAAUAAAACGAUACUUGAGGAAGAACAUGACCAGGUGCAGGUAGUAGGGCAGCAGCAAACUAACCAAGGCCGCCACAACUCAACUACCCUCAUGCUCAUGCCACCGCCGCCGCUGCCGCCCCAACCCCCAUCAACACCAACACUACCUACUUUUCGAACGACCAGUGGGGGAGUCCAGGCAAGAGGAGCAGUGGAUGACAAUGAUUCUGAUAAAGGCGGAAGACCUCCACCUCGACCGGCUGCUGCUACAAACACACGCAUGCCACUGUGGAUGCUUCGUCAUUUGAAUGAAAUAUAUGCUUCGCCGGAAGACCUCCACCUCGACCGGCGGAAGACCUUCUAAAUUCUAAUGCAUUCGCCAUUUGAAUGAAAUAUGAGCUUUCGCCAUUUGAAUAAAAUAUAAGCUUUGCUAUUGUAAUUAAAGAAUAAUAUUAAAAACAAUGUUUCUUCAAACUUGUAAUUAAUAUUCUAAUCGUCUUGAAAGAAAUUUUGGGGAUCA